UCAAAACAAGGAUGUUGCUGCUGCUGCUGCUGCUUGGCUAACGCACACAUACUGUAUGUCCUCUAGUCUGAGCUGCUUUGAGCCACACUGUUUCAUCUGGUGCUAUCAGGGCUGAUGAGAGCCUCUCGUCUUUCUGGGUCUGCUGCAGCUGCUGUGUGACACACAGAAAUGCUGUGAAGGUAUGUCUGUGCCUCGUGGGUGUUGCUUCAGUUCAGUUGAAUUUUAACGUUUCAUGGUUGUGUUAUGGUUUUAUCAUCAUGAUAUCCACAUGGGUGUCAGUGAUUGUCAUGCUGGUGGCAUUCGUGAAUGGAGCGAGAAAUGAGGAUGACAUACAGCCGUGUGCAGAGGUUCAGACGUCAAGCUCAGUGGUGCCUUUGGGGUCACCUGUCACGGCCACCUGUGUCAUCAGAGACGGCUGUCAUCUGGUCAUUAGACAAGCUGUUCAUAUAGAGUGGCGCCUUGGGCAUCACUCUCUCCCCAGCAGCCAGGUGGCCAAUGAGAGUGGCAGGUUUUCUGAGGUUGUUAUACCGAGCUUCAAUCACACCAGGGAGUUCCUCACCUGCUGUGUCCAGGCCUCUCCAGUUCAAGUAGUAGGAGGAGUGGAGAUCAGAGCCGGAUAUCCACCAGAAGCACCCCAAAACUUCAGCUGUCAGACAAACCUCACCACCCCUGAAACCCUGACCUGUAGCUGGGACCCUGGGCAACAGGAGACCCACCUGCACACAAUGUACACCCUCCACAUCAAGAUAUGGGAUUCAAACGAGAACCACACUUACGAACUACUGCCAGGAGUCCACCGUUACACCAUCCCUCGCUCUGGUUUUGUUCUCUUCUCAAAUAUGGAAAUAUACGUGAAGGCGGUAAAUGAACUUGGAGAAGCAGCCUCAGCACCUAUCAUCCUGGAACCCGUCAGUGCAGCUAAGUUUGACCCACCAACGAUUUUGAAGGUUCAAGUGGUGCCUAAAAAGUACGGCUGCCUGAAGCUGAGCUGGAGCUUAUCUCAGCAGCAGGCCUGGAUGCGUGACUACCGCUUCAACCUGGAAGUCCAACUAAAGACUGCUGACAGCAGCCAAAGGAGUGAACAACCAAUCCUGGUGAGCCAUGUUAGACCAACCAGAUCUGUGGAUCAGUGCCGUCUUCUCCACGGGACUCAGUAUCUCGUCCAGAUCAGAGUCAGAUACCAGCAGGGCCCCUGGAGUGAAUGGAGCAGCAGCCGGUCUGGAGUCACCUUGGAGAGUGCGCCCACUGGACGCCUAGACUCGUGGAUGAAGGCAUCGGGGGAUCACAUGCACAAACAACUCAACAUACACUUGUUUUGGAAGCCAUCAAAACAAUUCCGUGCCAAUGCCCAAAAUGUGUCAUAUAUUGUCUCAGUGAAAAGGUUGCCAGGUGAAAAGGGAAAGUUGUGCUCUACAAAGGGGAAUUACUGUACUUUCAAGCUUCCCUGGAAAGCAAAGAAAGUGUAUCUGAGUGCUAUAAAUGCAGCAGGGAAAUCCCAUCCCACUGAAGUUCGGAUUUACCUACCUAAAGCUUCUUCAGUGAUAUCAGACGUCACAGUCCUUCCUCAUGAUGACAGAUCCUUACUGGUCCAGUGGAGAAGCCUGGUUUCUUCCAGUCUCACUGGUUUUGUGGUGGAAUGGAGACCUUUGUUAGAAACAGACCUCACUCUCACCCAGUUUGAAAUAACUGACAGAAACCAGACACAAUUUCUUACAACAGGCAGCUUUGAGCCCUACAAGCCCUAUGGGAUCUCUGUGUAUCCUAGGUUUAAGGAUGGGAUAGGCCUUCCUCAGACUGUUAAUGCCUACUCAAGACAAAAGGCUCCAUCCAUGGUUCCAAAAAUACAAAUUAAGAAGAUCUGGCAGUCACAUAUUGAGCUUACCUGGAACGAAAUGCCACUAGACCAAAGGAAUGGAAUUAUCCAGAACUACAAAAUCUUCUACUGGGAUAAGAAGGGACCCAUUAAGGUUGUGAAUGCUGACCCGGAAGAGAGGAGAGUGGUCCUCAAAGACCUCAACACUGUGUCUCCCUAUGAAGCUUUCAUGAUGGUUAGCACGUUCGGUGGGAGCCUCAACGGGUCAACAAUUCAUUUCGAAAUUGAGCCCUUCGAUGUGGUUGCUGUUGUGAUGAUUGUAACUGUGUCUGGUGUUGGACUGUCAUUGUUGAUUAUCUUCAUAGUCCUGGCUUGUUUCUCCAACCAACAAAGGCUGAAGGGGCAGUUUUGGCCAGCUGUUCCUGAUCCAGCUAAUAGCAGCAUCAAGAGAUGGACAUCAGAAUCAACGCAGGAUUCCCAUCUUUCCUGGGACAAUGAGGAGCCUGAUCCAAUGUACCUGUCCCACCUGAGCUUUCUGGACCUCCCUGUAAAACGAAGUAAAGAGGACGAUGACCCAUGGUUAAGCAAUGCAGAGGACACCAGUGACCUGGGAGAAUCCAUUUGUGGUUCACCAUUCAUCCGUGGCUACUCUGGUUCAAACAGCGACUCUGUUCCCUACGCCACUGUCAUCUUCUCCAGUCCAUGCAACAGCCCUACGCCUAAAGAGGCUCAUGUCUACCUGCGGUCUGAGUCCACGCAGCCUCUCUUGGAAACUGAAGAAUCCUUCAGUCCAAAGUGCUACCACAAUAUGGCGAAUGAUAGGAUGCCAAGUGAGCAAUGCUUUUUUGGGCCGAGCCAUGAUUGUGUACCUGAAAAAGGGGCAGACCCAGGCAUUCUGUGGGAUGACUUUCCUUUUCUACGCGCAUUAGCCUUGAAUGAUACUCAAAAUGACUAAAAGUACUUUGAUUAUAAGAGUAGCCGCUUUGCAAAAUGUUUAUGUAGGUCUGAGUUUGUAAGGAGCUGAUUGUGAUAAGUUGAUUGAGCAGAGCACACAGCUGUAAAUACAUGCAAGAUUUAAUGCUAAAAUCACUUUGAUAUUUAAUGAUUUAACUUUGUAGAUACAUCACCUCUAUAGAAAAUACAUUUUCAAAGAAAAAAAUCAAUAUUGUUGAGAUGAUGAUGUUGUGGCUUAUAUGUGGAAUUUCUCUUUGAAUAAAAUAAUUAAACUAUACAUA
Sander lucioperca (pikeperch) is the source of this 3048-nucleotide messenger RNA. It is a transcript of the gene csf3r, whose product is annotated as colony stimulating factor 3 receptor (granulocyte). Gene Ontology annotation, molecular function: protein binding; cytokine receptor activity. The coding region runs from base 258 to 2768 and encodes 836 amino acids. NCBI's taxonomy places the organism in Eukaryota, Metazoa, Chordata, Actinopteri, Perciformes, Percidae. The transcript has 17 exons. Gene Ontology annotation, cellular component: external side of plasma membrane. Gene Ontology annotation, biological process: cytokine-mediated signaling pathway. The record is from RefSeq and is a predicted model, not a curated record.